Messenger RNA from Arabidopsis thaliana (thale cress), 1324 nucleotides. RefSeq names its product HSP20-like chaperones superfamily protein. Lineage: Eukaryota; Viridiplantae; Streptophyta; Magnoliopsida; Brassicales; Brassicaceae. Gene Ontology annotation, cellular component: nucleus; cytoplasm. The coding region runs from base 111 to 464 and encodes 117 amino acids. The transcript is spliced from 5 exons. Gene Ontology annotation, molecular function: Hsp90 protein binding. The record is from RefSeq and is marked reviewed.
AUCGUUUCAAAGGUUUCAACAUUUGUCUCUUGAAAUCGAUCGCCGUUUUUCUCCAUCCUCCGUUCAUAAUUCCGGCACCGUUUAUCCAAAAUCUACACUUGGCUGAAAACAUGAGUCGUAAUCCGGAGGUUCUUUGGGCUCAGCGUUCUGAUAAAGUUUACCUAACUGUCGCCUUACCUGAUGCGAAGGACAUUUCGGUGAAGUGUGAGCCUCAGGGUCUAUUCAGUUUCUCUGCUCUUGGUGCCCAAGGCGAGCGCUUUGAAUUCAGCUUGGAGUUAUAUGGGAAGAUUAUGACAGAAUAUCGGAAGAAUGUAGGACUAAGGAACAUCAUAUUUUCAAUUCAGAAAGAAGAGAGAAGCUGGUGGACACGACUGCUGAAAUCGGAAGAGAAACCUGCACCUUACAUCAAAGUCGACUGGAAUAAAUGGUGUGAUGAGGAUGAGGAGGUCAACUGUAAGUCGUAAAAAUAUAUGUUACAAGCCAAAGUUCUCUUUUCAGUUCAAUCUCUAGAUGAUAAUCGAAAAUCUUCUCAUAUUACAUGCUUGAUUAAGUAAACCUUGUUUGAAAAGACAUAGGAAAAUCACAAGUAUUCUGAUCUCUAUAUGAUAAUUUGUUUCUAACGUUAGACUCUUUUUCGUUUCUGUUUCAGCUGAAACAGCCUCUGAUGAUGAGAGUGCAUUUGUUAAUCAAGAUAGUGAAAGCAGCGAUGACGAUGGAUUGCUCUAUCUUCCUGAUCUGGAAAAGGCAAGAAACAAGUAGCUUAACCGCAACAACAACCAACCAACCAACUCUGGAAGAUGAAGAAAAAGUAAAAGACUACGAGCUGAAACAUAGUGCUUUAGGAUGAUCCGGUUUGUUCUGUACCUGACUAAACCGACCACCUAUCUCUUCCGGUUUACUCAGGUUUACCUCUGAUUUAGGUUUCGUAGGGUAAUCAGCAUUAGUUGUCUCUGAUGUAGUUUGGCUUUUUUUUCUGUUAUGGUUGGUUCACAAGUUAGGGUUCGGUAUGUGAAUUCUACCGAGAGUAGGAACUUAUAAAGUAAUGUAAGGGUUGAACUCUAAUAGACUAAUACCGUUGAAUGACUAUGUCUUUUUCAAUGGUUCGGAUACUUUAUCGUCUUUAGCAUGUGAUGUCGCCGUGAAUUGAUCAUCCGACGAAGAAGAAGAUGCAGGGAUUAUUUCAGACCAAACUUAAAAGCUUCUGAUACAACAAGAAUCCUAGACUGUAUAACAAAACAAAACUUUUUCUGAGAAGUCUGCGUGUGUUACUUUAGGAGAAUCUCAAAUAUCCAGUUUGGAAUAUUUUGUUUGAAAUCAUAAUAAG